AUGCGGCACAAAGCACGUUUUAUUUACGAUCCCGGACGCUCCGCGUCUGAUCCUGAGCAACUGGAGAGCAUGGUGUGCACACACAGCAGCGGGGAUGAGGACACGAUCGACCUAAACACACCUAUCACCUCUCCAAUCAACCAAAAGACAUCAAAAUUUGCAGCGGAUGCUCCGCGUCUGAUCCUGAGCAACUGGAGAUCAUGCGGAUGCUCCGCGUCUGAUCCUGAGCAACUGGAGAGCAUGGUGUGCACACACAGCAGCGGGGAUGAGGACAUGAUCGACCUAAACACACCUACCACCUCUCCAAUCAACCAAAAGACAUCAAAAUUUGCAGCGGACGUUUCGUCGUCUGAUCCUGAGAAACUGGAGAGUAUGGUGUGCACACACAGCAGCGGGGAUGAGGACACGAUCGACCUAAACAUACCUACCACCUAUCCAAUCAACCAAAAGACAUCGAAAUUUGCAGCGGAUGCUCCGCGUCUGAUCCUGAGCAACUGGAGAGCAAGGUGUGCACACACAGCAGCGGGGAUGAGGACACGAUCGACCUAA
Parnassius apollo (apollo) is the source of this 549-nucleotide messenger RNA. The record is from the annotation of a GenBank genome assembly. Lineage: Eukaryota; Metazoa; Arthropoda; Insecta; Lepidoptera; Papilionidae.